AUGCGGUCUUCCGUCCUGCUGCUGAGUCUGCUCGCAGGCGCCAUCGAGGCAGUCCCGCUAGAUCAGCAGCCACUGGGCGAUUCCCAUGAAGAGUUCUACGAUUUGGCGCAGACGCCACCGACCGGCGCGUCAGCACCCGCCUUGCAUGGCCGCUUUCUUCACGUCACAGAUUUCCAUCCCGACCGAUACUACAAAUACCGCGGAAAGAGCAAUGACGGGAGCUGCCAUCAUGGCAAGAAGGGUAAUGCAGGGUACUUUGGCGCCGAGGGCUCGGACUGUGAUUCGCCCGUGUCACUGAUCAACGAGACGUUCGCCUGGAUAGAGCAGAACCUUAAGGACAACCUUGAUUUCGUGAUUUGGACAGGCGACUCGGCCCGCCACGAUAAUGACGAGCGCAUUCCCCGGACCGAAGACGAGAUCUUGGAACUCAACAACUUCAUGUCUGAAAAAUGGGUGGAAUUGUUCGGCAUCCGAAAGAAUGAUGUCGGCAGCGCUGGUGUUCCUCCGGUGUCUGUCCCCGUGGUGCCCACAUUUGGCAACAAUGACAUUGCGCCACACAACAUCUUCAUGGAUGGACCGAAUGUCUGGACCAGGCGGUAUGCUGAUCUCUGGCGCCACUUCAUCCCGGAGGAUCAACGUCAUAGCUUUGUUGAGGGUGGAUGGUUCACUUCCGAGGUGAUCCCUGGCAAGCUGGCCGUGAUUAGUCUGAAUACGAUGUACUUCUUCGACUCCAACAGUGCGGUGGACGGAUGCGCAGACAAGUCAGAGCCUGGAUAUGAACAUAUGGAGUGGCUGCGGGUGCAGCUAAAGAUCCUUCGCUCUCGCAACAUGAAAGCUAUUCUGAUCGGCCAUGUCCCACCCGCGCGCUCAGGUGACAAGACGAACUGGGACGAGACUUGCUGGCAGAAGUAUACCCUAUGGGUGACUCGGUAUCGUGACGUGGUGGUGGGAUCCGCAUAUGGACAUAUGAAUGUCGACCAUUUCAUGCUGCAGGAUAGUCAUGAUGUCGACUUUAAAUUCCUGACGGAUAAGACCAUCAGCGACCGGGUAUCGAUCGAGUCCAAGACCGACUACAUUAGUUCGCUACGGUCGGAGUGGGAGGAUCUCCCAACCCCCCCUUCAGGAGUAUUUGAUGACUCGCCAGAUGCUGAACACCAAAAGAAAGGGAAGAAGGGCAAAGGAAAGAAGGAGAAAAAGCGCGAGAAGUUCCUAAAGAAGGUUGACGGUCCAUGGGCGGAGCGAUACAGUGUGUCCUUGGUAUCGCCUAGUGUGGUGCCAAAUUACUUCCCCACACUUCGAGUGAUAGAGUACAACAUCACUGGCUUAGCAAACGCUUUUGAGGCUCAACCUAUGGACUCAUCAUUGGCCGAUUCAAAUGAUCGGCCGAGCUCUCCAGAAAUACAGAAAAAGAAAAAGAAAAAGAAGGACAAGAAAAAGCAGCCCGACUUCAAGGUGCCCGAUGCACCAUCACCCACUAGCCCACCGGGGCCAGCCUACUCCAACCAGCCCCUUACUUGGCUGAGCUACACGCAAUAUUUCGCCAACCUCACCCAAACUAACCUACAAUUUGCAUCUGGCGAGAAAAACACCCAUAUCGAAUUUGAAGUCGAGUACAGUACUGGAGAUGAAGUAUAUCAGAUGAAGGAUUUGACGGUGCGAAGCUUUUACCAACUGGCUGUUCGCAUCGCAGAGCAAGGGGAGGCGGCCUAUGAGGCCACUAUCGCCAAAAAGGUCAAUAAUGCCUGGCGGGCUUUCCUCUCGCGUGCAUUUACAGGCUUUCUUGAUGUGGAUGACUUAAAUGACCAAGUGGACGCAUGA
Penicillium odoratum is the source of this 1818-nucleotide messenger RNA. RefSeq names its product endopolyphosphatase. Gene Ontology annotation, cellular component: fungal-type vacuole; membrane. The coding region runs from base 1 to 1818 and encodes 605 amino acids. Gene Ontology annotation, biological process: polyphosphate catabolic process. Gene Ontology annotation, molecular function: exopolyphosphatase activity; endopolyphosphatase activity. The transcript has 2 exons. The record is from RefSeq and is a predicted model, not a curated record. NCBI's taxonomy places the organism in Eukaryota, Fungi, Ascomycota, Eurotiomycetes, Eurotiales, Aspergillaceae.